Molecule: messenger RNA, 1279 nt
Organism: Aspergillus ruber CBS 135680
Lineage: Eukaryota; Fungi; Ascomycota; Eurotiomycetes; Eurotiales; Aspergillaceae
Product: DUF2985 domain-containing protein
Exons: 2
Coding region: 45-863 (272 amino acids)
Source: RefSeq, a predicted model, not a curated record
GCAAUUUUUCAUUGUAUAUAGAGUAUCAUCUUAACAACGGAAAAAUGGCGACUACUCAUGAAAGUACAGAUCCAACCCUUCUAUAUCCAACAACCUCCAAAAAAUCCUUACUCGAUAAAGAUUACCAGAAAAACGCCAAACCUGACAAAUCAUGGUCUCACAAGUCUCGCGAUUUCCUACAUUGGAUCUUCACACCUCUUGGCUUUUGCAUCACGAUCUAUGGCCUAAAUGUGAUCGCCUGGGGAGGCAUGCUAUUUCUCUUAAUGUGCAACGCAGCACCAGCAAUGUGCCAUCCAGACUGCAACAGUCUAAACUCAUCACGCCGCAUCUGGAUCGAGAUUGACUCGCAAAUCCUAAAUGCGCUUUUUUGCGUAACCGGCCUUGGGCUGGCUCCGUGGCGCCUUCGAGAUCUCUACUUUUGGGCCCUUUGGCGGCUUGGUUGGUCAGAAAAACGCCAGACAAAAGGGCUUAACCGUCUUGCGCAGAUCCAUGGGAAAUGGUUCUUACUUGAUUGUACGAGUCAGAGUGUGCUGCCCACCAGCACCACGUUGAAGGUCCCUUGCACGCCGCUGUGGAAAAUGGAUGCUGUUGUAUGGGGGAACAUUCUAAAUACUGUUUUCCAAAUCUGUCUGGCGACGUGUAUGUGGGUAAUGAAUCGGUUUAAUCGGCCUAGCUGGACGACUGGCCUGUUUGUGUGUCUGGCUUGUUUGGUAGCUGGAGUUGCUGGUGUCGUGAUGUGGUUGGAGAAGCGUCGCCUCCAGAAAGCUAAUGAACAGUAUAAAGAAACAACGCCGUUGGUUUCACGACCGGGCUCGCUGGAUUCGACGAGUAGUGAGCGGGAACUUGUUCGCCGUGGGGGUUGAACAGGCAACCUUUUGAUACCAAGGAUUUCAGCCUUUUGGGUGCUCUCCUCAUCUGUUCACCUACUUGAUCAUCCUACUCAUCGUAUAAGCCACCCAACUACAGCCCACCCCGCCAUCGCUCUUCAGGCAGCAAAGAGGGAAGGGAAAGAAUAACCAUUGACCAAACCUAAGGUUUUAUUACGGCUGAGCGGACGGGGAGCCCUGUUUUCCAGGUCUAUCUAGCGAUGUGUAUGUGGGCGAUGGACCGAUUCAAUUAGCCAAGUUGGACAACCGGUUUGUUGAUGUGUUUGGCUCUGGUGGUUGGGAGUCAGCAACGCCCAUUUUUAUUACAAGUGCUUAAUGAGAAUUAAUAGAAUCAGAGCUCAGUAUCCAAGCAAAAAUACUAAUAUAAACAAUAAAAUCCGGCAUAUGCAGCC